Molecule: messenger RNA, 1050 nt
Organism: Alternaria incomplexa
Lineage: Eukaryota; Fungi; Ascomycota; Dothideomycetes; Pleosporales; Pleosporaceae
Exons: 1
Coding region: 1-1050 (349 amino acids)
Molecular function (GO): gamma-glutamylcyclotransferase activity
Source: RefSeq, a predicted model, not a curated record
AUGACCGUCUUUGAAGCCAUACCGCAACCAUCCCAGGCGCGUCUAGACGCCUCGCUCACCGACGCGCCGCUGGACACGGAGAAGCUCGUGUCGCAACAGUCUGCAACACCCCAAGAGAAGGCCAAAACGGUGCUGUACCUGGCCUAUGGCUCGAACCUGUGCAAUGAGACCUUCCGAGGCGUGCGCGGUAUCCGUCCACUUUCACAGGUCAACGUACUUGUUCCCUCGCUGAGAUUGACCUUCGAUCUCCCUGGCAUCCCCUACAAAGAGCCCUGCUUCGCCAACACAGCACUGCGGGUGCCGGACGCGCAAGACUACCACAAAGAUCGAUGGCACAAGGGCCUGGUGGGCGUUGUAUACGAGGUGACGCUGUCCGACUAUGCGCACAUCAUUGCGACGGAAGGUGGAGGCAGCGCCUACGACGAUAUCUUGGUUGACUGCUACGCGCUACCGCCCUCCGACACAGUCCCCACCGCGCCCGAUUCGAAGCCCUUCAAAGCGCACACGCUCUUCGCCCCCAUUGUCGACAGCGAGAACAGAGUCCGAACCACCGACCGCGUAAAGCGCCCCGACCCAGGCUAUGCGCAGCCUUCGGCACGAUACCUCAAGCUCAUAACCGACGGCGCCGCGGAAUGUAAUCUUCCAAACGAGUAUCAGGAAUACCUACACAAUAUACGCACAUAUACCAUCACGACCAAGAAGCAAGAAAUGGGAAAGGCUAUCUUCCUGGGCAUUUGGAUGCCCUUCGUCAUGUUCAUCUUUGCGAUGGGAAGGAAGCUGCAGGAUAAAAAGGGAAGGUCGCCUUGGUGGCUAGCUAAACUCAGUGCCAUGAUCUUUGCGGGCAUGUGGGUUAGCUAUGAUAGCGUUUUCAAGAAAACUUUCGGUGAUGGAGAAAGGACGAUAGGCGACUCUACAUUGCCAGUAAGCGAUACUAGAAGUAGGAGGAUUUCUUCCACUCGACAAGAUGCGGAGAGUGAGGGUCUGCUGGAAGAGUUCGUGGAGACCAUGUACGAGCCGCGAGCAACUGGGCAAAAACGCGAGCUUCGAUGA